Lactuca virosa is the source of this 620-nucleotide messenger RNA. The record is from the annotation of a GenBank genome assembly. Lineage: Eukaryota; Viridiplantae; Streptophyta; Magnoliopsida; Asterales; Asteraceae.
AUGUCGCUCCGGUUUUAUCUGCUCAACAACACAAAAAGGACUGUGUCUCCCUUCAAAAUUUUAAGGGUAGCCAUUGAUUUCUUUAACAAUAUUAGUCAUCGACCUAAUAAAAUCAUGGCAGUUCUUAAAGAAAAUCAUAAAUUUAGAUCCUAUGAGCUAGAUGCAUUUGGGAGGAAUAUCAAGUUGCUAGGAAAACAGAGCGUGAGUACUAGCAUCUUGGGAGCAAAAUGGUUGGCAAGCAUCUUGGGAAAAUAUUUGUUAGGCAUUAAGACUAUGUGAUCAAGUUUAAUGGGUAUUCAAUCUCUCAUCGGUAAAACAAUUAUCAAAUUUGAGUUGUCCUGGUUAACCUAUUACUACAAAUUACAAAGUAUGCAUGUUGAGUAUUUAUUAGGUUAAUCUUUAUUGUGUGAAAUGGUAACUCUAUGGAUCUUGUGCAUGGUUAAUUAUAGCAUUGUACUUUAGUGUUUUUUUACUUCAAAGAAUUUUUGUAAUUUGACAGAGCUACCCAAUUAUCGCAAUGAAAAUUAUUGUAUUUUGGAUGGUGUUUCUAUAUUGGGUAAAAUUUUAAUAUACAAUGUUGUAAUAUAACGAAAUAAAAGUGGAAUGUUGUAAUAAAAAAG